Tigriopus californicus is the source of this 1358-nucleotide messenger RNA. RefSeq names its product ribosome biogenesis protein BRX1 homolog. Gene Ontology annotation, cellular component: nucleolus. The transcript is spliced from 6 exons. Bases 117 to 1331 code for a protein of 404 amino acids. NCBI's taxonomy places the organism in Eukaryota, Metazoa, Arthropoda, Copepoda, Harpacticoida, Harpacticidae. Gene Ontology annotation, molecular function: rRNA binding. Gene Ontology annotation, biological process: ribosomal large subunit assembly; rRNA processing. The record is from RefSeq and is a predicted model, not a curated record.
GCUGUCUUCUUUUCCAAACAAACAAAUGAAAACACACGUGUUACUCAGACCAAAACGUGUAUUAAAGAAUUCGUCUUUUUUUAUCUUAGUAAGAAAAUAAUAAGCAUAAUCCGAUCAUGGGACGAAAACGCGUUAGAGUGGCUGCUCAAGUCUCCAAAAAGGCCAAAAAGGCCAAGACCAAUGCGGUUCAGAAAAUUGAGGAGGUGGAAGAAGUGCCGCCGCUGACUCGGUUCCAAUCGGAAUCCGAAGACUCUGAAGAAGUGGAUCGUUCCGAUAUGGGAGGAUCACCAGCGAAGGAAAACGACAAACCCAAAAAUGUGGCCAAGGCUAAGGUGUCUUGGACCAAUAAACAACGCGUUUUGAUUUUCGGUUGCCGCGGAAUCGGGUUCCGGGAUCGCCAUUUAAUGGACGAUUUGCGGACUCUGAUGCCGCAUUCGAGAACUGACUCGAAAAUGCAACGCAAAGAUACACUCUUCGUGGUCAACGAAAUCGCGGAAAUGAAGAACUGCAACAAAUGUUUGCUGUUUGAAGGCCGAAAAGGCCGCAAGGAUUUGUAUUUGUGGGCUUCAAAUAUCGCUCGUGGGCCUAGUGCCAAGUUUUUGGUCGAGAAUGUGCACACUAUGGCUGAAUUAAAGAUGACGGGCAAUUGUUUGAAAAGCUCCCGUCCUUUAUUGUCCUUUGACAAAAACUUUGAUGCUCAUCCCCAUUUGGCCGUAUUACGUGAGCUCUUUACCCAGAUUUUCUCGGUACCCAACCAUCAUCCCAAGAGUCAACCCUUCUUUGACCAUGUGUACACCUUUACCGUGGUGGAUGACAAGAUCUGGUUCCGCAAUUACCAGAUCCUCACGGAAGAAGACGGUUCCUUGGCCGAAAUUGGGCCCCGAUUCGUGCUCAACCCUAUCAAGGUGUUCGAGUCCAGCUUUUGUGGGCAGACAUUGUGGGAGAACCCAAAGUAUGUCACACCCACGGCCCAUAGAUCCAUGAUGAAGCGGAUGAAGGCCGGAAAAUACAGAGAUAAUGUCCAGACCAAGGCGGCCUAUGAGGCCAGUCGUCCCACGGAGUCCACCUAUGAUUUGGAUCCCACGGAUGCGGUUUUCGCCAAUGAUGAAAAGGCGGAUGAAGAGCAGAGGAAAAUGAGUGAUCAACGCGUUCCUUUGAAGCAACGAAAGCGUAACAAGAAGAAGGAGGUCGACGAGGAGACUGCAAAGGCCACAAUGGAAGGAAAUGAAGACCCAGCAGAUAAUGACGGUGAGGAUGCAUUGGCACCCGAAAAUAACGUGGUGGAUCUUGACGUCGAUGACGAGGAGGAAGAUGUUACUAUUAUUGAUUAAUAAACGCACAACCUAAUGUUACUUGAA